Clonostachys byssicola is the source of this 786-nucleotide messenger RNA. NCBI's taxonomy places the organism in Eukaryota, Fungi, Ascomycota, Sordariomycetes, Hypocreales, Bionectriaceae. The record is from the annotation of a GenBank genome assembly.
AUGUCGAAGUGGGAGGCUACUAUAACCACAAGGAAGAAACUGGAAAACAAGAGGAUACCGCCGAGCCAGCUUCGGACGACCGGGAGGUCGGAUGAGAAGAGCGAACAGGCAAAGGACGGGGCCUACCCAGCUGACCACAUCGCAGUAGGGGAUUCCCGCGACUACAGGCUUGCGGAAUGGAAGUUCGUUACCACGUGGGGAGAUCCGGAGAUGCGGUCGUUGAGGGAAUGGGCGUAUCAGGGGACCAGGGAGUACUUGGUGCUGGAGCCCUACCAUCUUGGAUGGGAGGAGUAUCGGGAUUCCAUUAAGAAGACGAUGGGAGAUGAGUUCAGGACAGACCUGGUCAUGCGAAUCCCCAACUAUGAUAGGCCUGUGCCGGUCGGCACCUCGGUCGACUGGAACAAGGCCAUGGUGGACCUUGUCAUCCAUUACACCAAAUCGGAACAGUCGUGGUGCCGGGCGCGGACACCAUUGGUGGUGGUGUGCACGAGAGCAGAGUAUAAGGUCCUUGUCGAGCAGGGCUGGAUGGCCGUGCAGACGAGGUUUGAGAAAGCAUCAUCACGUAACAGUGCUGCCAGGACCGACAAUGCUGCCGAGAUGAAGGCGAAUGAGACGCAGCAGGAGCUGUUGGCAGAGGUGGACGUGGACGAGGGUGAGGCGGGGAUGCUGCAGGACGUUGAUAUGACGGCUGGACCCGGGCAGGUGCCUGGUGAAGGCAUCACAGAUGAGAUUACCGGGGGUUCCGGUGAUCCAGUCGUGGUAGGCAAGGACGAGGGCCAAGCAUAG